This is a messenger RNA of Amoebophrya sp. A25, 2485 nucleotides long. The record is from the annotation of a GenBank genome assembly. NCBI's taxonomy places the organism in Eukaryota, Dinophyceae, Syndiniales, Amoebophryaceae.
AGAGAGGGCCCGUUGUUCUCUUUGUGCAGUGUUGCAGUCUGCUGCUUGUGCUGUGAGUUCAACAAUUAUCAUAGAACCAUGAAUCUGAAUCUGUAACGAGCGUGGUUAGAAAUAGCUGUGUGGUCCUGAUCUAAAAAAAGGAUCUACUGAAGUCCGCAGAUAAUUGAAGAGCUUUUGAUCAUGAAUCUGUCCAGGCGAAUCUUGAGUAUUUCCAUGCUAGUCCCACCGAGGCACCCCCUCUUGCUCUUCCGCUUUGUAGCAACAUUGGUUCAACAACAUCAAUUUAUCUUUGUGUAUUUAUUGUUCUACUGUCAUUGCUGACGUUUUGCUGAAGUUUCAUCUACUUGUUUGUAUCAACACACUUUUUAGGUAGGGUGCAUCGUGGACGCGUUAUUUUUGAACGGAUUGGAAUAGCUUGAAGUUGUACUAACAAGGACAUUGAUUUUGAUCUUCAUUCAUCUAUCAAUCUUUCAACGUCACAGCACAUCAUACAUAGAGAGUAAAAGGCCUUCCAUCUUGUAGUUCAACACAUCUUGUCACAAGAUAGACCAAGAUGUCAUCGUUUUCAUUCUCUCGUUUUGCAUUCGCCUUUCUGGCCCUUGCUGCCGGUGUGAAUGCUGGCUGCAGCGCUGGUGAGCAGGCUUUUUGUAAGCUGAAUGGACAGUGGAGGACAGUGCUCAUCAAGAGCAUCAAUGCGAACAGUACUAUUCUUAUAGUUAUAUAUAAGAAUUCAAGAUCUUCUUCGUCUUCAAGAAGAAUAACGCCUGCAAUUUCAACAUAAGUAUUUAGUGAGCUCUACUAGUACUAGUAGUUGUAACAACCUAUCUUCAAUCUUAAAACUCUAACUCAUCAGAUGUCAUGUACCUCGAGUGGGCCCAUGAUCCAGCGAUGUGUAUGGACGUGAGUACUUCUACUCAAGCCCAGAACGCUUUCUGUACUGGCUGUGCGGCAGCGUGCUACUCGCACGCGUCAGAAUGCAUCGAGUAUCAAGCAUCCGGAGGCGCGGCUAUUGUUAUGAAGAGAUGUCGAAGAGCAGCACUAGUAGUAGAUGAUGUAGUGACGAGAAUUUGUACAUAGGCAAGUACCGAAAAAGUUUCAGAUUUUACGGCUCAUAGGGGCGGGCUUGGUGGUGGUCUUGAUGGACACACGGAUAAUGAAUUGGUGUAACAAGUGAGUCCACUCAUCAUCUUCCAGCACGCUCCUUGGUCAGUAUAAUACUACGACAACAACUACUGCCACUGCAGUACCAUCAAGAGAUCUUCUCGAAUCCCUGACCAACCGAGACACCACCUCGCGUUAGGUAAAUGAAUGACUGAGUAUUUAGACAUUUAUUUCUUCUAAUCCCCACUACACAAGAACGUGUGGCGCUGCACCUGAUGGAAGCAGCGGCGGAUCCUCUGAAGACGAAGAAGUGGACACAACCGUGAUUGCAAUAAUUGCUAUCUGCGCUUCUCUCUUCGCCGCUUUUUGCGUCUACGGCAUCUUCCUGUAUUUCUUUGUCUUUUUUUCUUUCUUGUUGCGAUGAAGAAGAUCUUCGGUCUUCUUUACAGUGAGUACAGUGAUUUCUUGAACUGAAAUUAGUAUUACAAAAAUCUGAGUUCUUGCUGUAUUCGUUUCACUUCAUAUAUAUUAGUUUUCCUGAAUGUAGUGCAAACCUUCAAUAUUCUUGAUGGUCAGAAAGCUACCGCAGGAACUGCCCCUUGUUUGUCCCUCCGACCAGGUCCCGCAAAUCCGCCCAGGAUGAAGCAGCAGCUGGCGAUCCUGAUGACCGAAGACCUCCGAUGAGUAAACGCGGAAUGUCCUUCAACUGGGGUAAGCAAUCGGCGGCACACGCAAUAUCCAAGGUCUCUCAGGGUGGCGCCGUUGGGCGAUUGGCCAGAGGAAUGUCAACGAAAUUUGGCCAAACUAUGCGUCCGAGUAACAGAACCGCACCGGAGGCGUUGCCAGGUAUUUUUGAUUUAUAUAUGUAACUGAUGGUGUGCCUAUGCGUCAUGAUCAUGUUGAGUAUGUGAAAUAACUUACUCGUGUUGCUGUUCGAAUGGAGAUCAUGACCCUGCGCACCUGAUAGUUCAUAUGUCGUCCUGGUCGCGUUAGAUUUAGACAUCAAAAGUUUAUUAUGAUGAUCAAAAUCACCCGAGCCAUGAUCCGAAAAAUCCGAAAAAAUGCAUCCGAUGAAUGUAUUGCUAGUACUACAGUUAUAACAACUGUGUGAAGACGAAAAAGAUACACCAACAUGAUCAAAGGUGCGCCCCCGCAAGCGCGAGUGACACAUCAUGGCACUGGGCAGCAUCCUAGUGUGGCGCACGCGCAGGCAAUACAACAGGCGCAGCAACAUCGUGCGUCUCAUCUCAGUGCCCAGAAACCUGGAGCUCCGAUGAUAUCGCCGAGAGGCGCACACAAAGGCCCGCAGGCGUCGCCGAGAGGUGCUAUGCAGCCGUCCCCGAGAGGCGCCAUCCAGCCCUCGCCUAGGGGUGGGCCACGAUGA